AUGACCGGACUUGCCAAGCUUGUUGGAGUCGGUGCCGUGCUCCUGACUGCUGUAGUCAUGGGCUCUCCCGCUCCGGCAACUGGACUUCUACUGGCUCGAGACAACGAUUUGAGCAGUUGUACGAACCGCACUUUCGCCAGGGGCUACCUGAGAGCCCGGUGUUCUCAAGACACCUGUAGUGAAAUCCACAUGAAUGGGUGCCUCGAUAACCAAGAUGGCCAUCUGACUCCAAACUCGAAUGGUGGCUAUGAUUAUUCCUGCCGAGACUGCGCCUUGCGCAAAGACAUCGAGGACCCCCUCUUCGAAUGCGAUUGUCAGGAGGGUGACACCGGAUACUACAUGCACACGUCUCUCAACCUUGACACUGUCAUUCGCGCCAAUAACGAUAGCGUGCUCUUCUGCUACGGCAAGGUGGGCUCCACGGUCACUUGCUAG
Messenger RNA from Anthostomella pinea, 435 nucleotides. NCBI's taxonomy places the organism in Eukaryota, Fungi, Ascomycota, Sordariomycetes, Xylariales, Xylariaceae. The record is from the annotation of a GenBank genome assembly.